GAGUCCAUGGUCACCAAAAAUCAAAACUCAAAGACUUUCAAAGCACAGAAAUGAGCUCCUCAAUUAGAUCAGCUUGGGUUGUAGCUGCCAGUGUCGGCGUUGUUGAGGCCCUCAAGGAUCAAGGGAUUUGCCGGUGGAAUAACGUCUUAAGAUCGGCGCAAUUCUACGCCAAAAACCAUGUUGGGUCAGUUUCUCAGGCCAAGAAGUUUUCCUCCUCCGCCGCCGCCGCCGCCGUGGCUUCCGGCAAGCAGCAGAAUCAGUCGGAGGAAUCUCUGAGGACGGUCAUGUACCUCAGCUGUUGGGGUCCUAAUAAUUGAACCGCCUCUGAGCUUCAAAGAUACGCUUGAAAAACAUUGAAAUCGAGAUUACGGCGGGACCGGCGGCGGUUCGAGCGGAGUGACACCGCCGGGCGCGGUGGUGGAGUUGUUGAGCUGAUAUAGAUAUUGAUAUGGUUUGGGGAUGUUAUUAAUGGGAUGCUUUGGGCGUUUGAUUCGUAUAUGAACAAUUGUAAAAGCAAUUCCCCUUAGUUCUUGUUUCUUUAUUAAAUACAAUUGAUUCCUAAUUUCUUUACAUUA
Messenger RNA from Cucurbita pepo subsp. pepo (vegetable marrow), 575 nucleotides. RefSeq lists its product as uncharacterized. NCBI's taxonomy places the organism in Eukaryota, Viridiplantae, Streptophyta, Magnoliopsida, Cucurbitales, Cucurbitaceae. The record is from RefSeq and is a predicted model, not a curated record.